This is a messenger RNA of Hydractinia symbiolongicarpus, 1221 nucleotides long. RefSeq names its product adipolin-like. The coding region runs from base 268 to 741 and encodes 157 amino acids. The record is from RefSeq and is a predicted model, not a curated record. The transcript has 5 exons. Gene Ontology annotation, molecular function: hormone activity. NCBI's taxonomy places the organism in Eukaryota, Metazoa, Cnidaria, Hydrozoa, Anthoathecata, Hydractiniidae.
AUGUGGGUCCUAUGUUUACAUCAGGUAUACACUGGCAUUACCUACCCAAUUUCCCUCGCAUGGCAUGGGUUGACCCGUAGCUGUGGUAAAGACACCUGCUAAACAUGCCUACGCUGUGGACCGAACCAUGGACCUUGUGAUUACGAAGCGAACUCCAUAACCGCAAGGCCCCGCGCCAUUUUGCACUAUUGUUAAUUUUUUGUUUUCUUUGUUUAAGCAACCGCUGAUAAACGAGUAAAAAGAUAUGGAGGUGGUCAGAUCAGUUUUAUGGCUGCUGGUGUACCAGAUGUGUUAUCUGCAUUUCUGAUUGAACUGAAUGAGAAUGUGGUAAUUCAAAAGAAGACUUUUGCUUUCUUGAGAGGAUUCAAUCAUCACCGUGCUGGCACUUUUGUAAGAGGAACAGGAGUUGAUUUGGAGAAUGGUCGCUAUGCAGCACCAUAUACAGCCAUUUAUAGAUUUCAAUCAACUUUGAACAUAGCAAGACCAUUUAAGAUUGCCAGCAUGAAGCCACACAAUGCAAUUACAGCUAGGAUAUGCAUCAACGGUGCUUGCGAAGAGAAUCUGUCACUGAAGUUUCGUUCUGGAAUUUCCACAAACUCCAAAAUCUUUACCAUAAGUGUUUCGGGAAAUCUGUAUCUACAGAAAAAUCAGUACGUAGAAGUCGUUGUGGAGAAUACGGCAAGUAAUAGAAUCACAAUUCUCUCUGAUUCAACGUUUAGUGGUUGCUUGGUGGGAGCGUAAUAUUUAUAUUUAAUUUAAAAUAUUAUUUUAUUUAUUAAGAAUUUAACUUAUUAAGUAAAUAAAGGUAAACAUGAGAAAGAUAAAUAAUUUUUUUGGAAUCAUUCAAGCUCUUCAGCUCGCAAGGAUAAAAUCUCGACAAAUGUUGCGUAAGGUUAUCAUUUUUCUCCUCUUAAAUUCUUUUUCUUUUCUUUUCUCAUAGAGUUCUUACUUAUGUUCUGUAAAGCAAGUCUUUUGUCAUUGCAAAAAGUUGUUUCACGUGUUAUAACCACAUUUGAAAUUAAAAUUGUAUCAUCGUAUUUUUGUAAAACGUUCAUAAAAAGACUUUAUAAUGUACAUAAAUUAUAAAAGUAUAACUUUAUUUAACAAAUCGUUUCUCUAAUUACAUGAUGUCAUUAUUCUUGGAUAUAAAAAGGAUAUUGUUUCAGCGAAAAGAGUUUUUAUAGAUAGAUGGGUAGAUAGAUAAAUAAAUAGAUAGAUGUG